ACAUAAUAUUGUUUUUCUAUUGCAUACAGUAGUUUUUCUUUCUUUCUAGCUAGCUAGACUAGUACUGUUAGUUGCUUGUCAUUGUCCUCCUGCGGUUGGAAAAGAGAGUGUUCUUCAAUGUACUGCCGGGAUUGCCUUCACCCGGUGUCAAGCACUGUGGAUAUCUAUCUUGUUUCGAAAUAUCUUUCGCAUAAUGUUGAUACUCGAGCAGCUACUAUCAACUGUAUGAUGAUAGAUCUAGAUGACUCUGGAACAAGUAUUCUGUCCACUCUCUCAAAGUAAGUUGAAAAGAAGACAUGCUGAUAAGAUUAGCCAAGGCGUUCAUGACAGAUGACACGGCCUACCAUACAAUUGCUGGAGUGGCUCUGGCUCUGGAGUAUGCUAUAAAGAGUUGAAUAAGGCCUUCUUGGCACUUCAAGCUGUUGAAACAGAGUAGCAUCUGUUUGUGAUUGUUGCAGUCGUGUGGGUUUGCAAAAGGAACGAACCUUCUUUUCGGUGAGAGGAGCAGAGAGCAAUCAUACAAUUCUACAAGGUGGGUUCUCCGGAUGAAGAUAUCACUGAUUGAUUGAUUGAUAUGUGGCCGCAUGGGACUUGAGUGCUAGUACUGGCUAGAGUAGAGUGGAUGCAGGCCAGCUGCUAACCUUUGUUCCACCUGAUAUAUUUGCUCCCACACCUUGACGUGAUUGCUGAGGGAGCUCCGGUUGCCGCCUUCCACAACGAGUUGGACGAAGAUCUUGAUACGGCAUGGCUGGCUAGCUAGGUAGCUGGCCUUGAAGAAGCUACAUGAUAUUACAAAUGCUCUAGAGUUCGAAGGGACCAGCCUAGCUACCGGUAGUACUGGCAUCUCGUGCCGAUAAGGGUUGCUAGCUAUGUGCUUUCUUGGUGUCUACAGAUUUACCGGUAUGGUACCAGUACCGCUGACGGGUACCGUACUACGGUAGUACUAAUUGUAAAAUAGAAACCGGAAGGAGCGAGGCUUAAGCAAAGGUACGUUCUGACGUUCUGACAAGCAAAAGAGGUGCGCGAGUGUACGACUGUGCUACUAGCUACCGGUACGGUAGUACGUUGUGCCCUGCUGCUUCCAGCUUGCUUGUAUGUACAAAGUAGUAAAGGCCGCCCACCAUAGAUCAUCGUUCAAUGGAUUUGGAUCAAUUGAAAGUGGGCUGUGAGUUGGCGCUGGUAAGUACUGCUCCAGCGGUUGGUUGGUUUCUGUCCAGAUAGCUACCGGUACCGGUAUAUCUGUCUGUCUGGCUACAGUGGUGAGAUUUGGAGAUGGAGGUCCGCUGUGUCGCCAUUGUUGUGGACUCAAGCUCCAAGAUUGGCUAAAAAUAUGGAUGCGGUUGAAAAGUGAGGAGAAAGGUCAUUCCGUUCAAGUAGUAUGGGUCAUUUCGACAGUGAGUCUUGCUCAAAGUCUCUUGAAAUUGACAAUGAUGAGCAAGUCAAAGCAAACAGUUUGGAGAGAUUUAACUAACUUGAAGCAAGUAAACCUAUGGAAUUAUGGAUGCGCGCAAAUAUCCGUGGGAGUGCGACCCGACAAUUCCCGCACCAGCCAUUCGGUACGGUAGCCAGUGCCGUACAACUUGUACCAGCAGCAACAUCUCUCGCACACACUAACCAAUAGAACAUCCUGGAAGAAGAAAACGAGGACAUCCGUCUUGCCACCAAGUCUUUUUGGUUUUCUACAAGAGCAAGAGGAGCAUUCGACGAAACUGAGUUGACAAAACUAGUCUAACUUUGACGCAUUCAAUGCUAUUGCUGGCCCAAGAGCCUUGACUGUACUGUAUCUGUGUGGCUACAGCUUCAUUAGUUUGUUUAUUACUCAUAACCAUAGCAUCCACCCGUUUUCCACCAUGUCUGCUACACGCGAAGCUUUGUCUCGAAGCAUGGCCAACCUUGACUUUGACCCGGAGCAAGGGAAGCGACGAGCUCGAACCAAUCGGUCUAAACGUGACAUGAGUGCUUCCUGUUCCGCCUUUAACUUCAUCUUGGACAAGGACGAGAUGGAGCAAGCGGCCGGCACUGGCAAGAGUGGCAAGCGAAGCACAAAGUCUAGCAGCGGAAAACCGUCGUACAGCGACCUCAUCAUGGACGCAACCUCCAAGUCUCAUCAGUAUCAGCAGUCUGGAAGGAACCCCACAGCUGUGGCAGAAGGGGAAGAGUCAGAUGGAGAGGCAGCCGUUGAAAAUCGUCGUUCAUCCGACACCACCAACAAGUCGAAUGAGUCCAACAACAGCAGCAAGAAAAGCACAGAAGAAACCAUUCGGGAACUUGUCACUGCAUCUGCUGAACGGAAACCCAGCCGAGUAAUCCCCACCAGCAACGACUUUAACAAUCAUCAACGGCCCAAUAAUAGAACGCGAGGACUUGCGCGAUCCAAGUCCUCCAAUUCCUAUUCCAAUCUACGCUCGAGUCGAACCAACAAAGACGGCGGAGAACCACCGUCUCCACCCAAGACACGCCGUGCCCGCAAGUUGUCCCGCGAUACCAACAAACCCUCUCGCAAUAAUCUUCACAUGAGCAUGACGACGGACUUUCCCCGCCCUUCCGAGAUAGAUGCCGAACCAACAACAAAGUUGUCUCCCCGUAGCAAGCGCGCCGCCAAGGCCAAAUCCACCCGAGACUUUUCCAAAUCCUUUGCCGGAUUUGACGACUGGAACCCGCACGAGUUGAAUGCCGAGGCAGUGGCAGUGGCAGCUCCUCGCAAAGGCAGACGACCCGUCGAGAAAUCGUCGUCGAAAGACCAAGAUGAAUUUGCGGCCUUUUUGGAAGAACGCAAUUCCGAGAAUCAAAACAACAACAACAACAACAACUCGUUCUCGAAUAGCAGCAAUAAUAAUCCACGGCUGCACAAUUCGUUCAGUGGUACCUUUGACAAUUCUCUUUCCGAAUUGGAUCUUUUCAAUAUCGCCGGAGAGCAGGAGCAGCCGCCGAGGGAAGAGGAGCAAGAAGAAGAAGAAAAGAAGAUCGUCAAGAAAAAGAGCAGCAAGUCAUGCCACGGCAAAGAGAAACGCUCCAAACGAGCCAAGCCACAACAAUCGCGGCACGACCGCUUCGCCAAGUCCUUUUCGUGCUUUGACCUGACACCGCACGAUCUCGUCAGCACUACGAGUGGAUCUUCCUCCACGGACGAUGCGGCGGCAAAAAGCCGGCGAUCCAGUCAGAAACUGGACCCUACCGAUUUUUUUGCAAAUGACGACAGUAAUAUGGACAAUGUCACGGUGGCAACCGCUGUAGCAACACAAAAGGUUUCUGCGGAAGAAUUUCAUAAACAACAAUCGAAUUCGUGGAGUGCUGCCUCCAUGGAGCAAGGCGAAGAGUCUCCCACAGAAGACAACAACAACAACAACAAGGCUAUAUCGAAGAAAUCAUCGAGAAACCGACGGGACGGGCAUCAUCGAAGCAGUGCGAAUAGUCGACAGGCUACUAGUACUAGCAAAGGACAACGAGGAUUGCGUCGAUCGAAAAGCGAAAAGGAACGGCCCAAUAAAACGCGAAGUACCAGCAAAACACCGGAAAAGCAGGCAAGGGGCUCCAGCAAAGGUCCGGCGCACAACAACAACAACAACAACAACAACAACAAGAGCCAUCGAAGUGCCAGUAAAGACCGCGGAAUGACCAAACGUAGUUCCAGCAAGGAUACGCCACGCAGAAGCCGACAUCCCAGUCAGGGGCCAAUGCGAAGAGCCAGUCAAGGAAUGGAUCCUGCUGAGGAGAAGGGUCUUUCUCGCGGUGUGAGUCGUGAUAGCAAGGAGAAACGUCGUCGGUCCACCAUGGGGCUAGUAUCGAACGACGUGAACGAAGACGUUCACAAUAAUGAUCCUGCCCCCGCACCUGAACGUCGAAUGGCCCGUAGAGGGAGCAAUCCGGAGGAGGCUACCACGAGUAGCCCUCCUCAACGACGUGCGCCUCGAAGGACUCGAUCAACUGACGGCUGUGCUAUGAAACCCAUGCGGGAUCGUUCCACUGCGACGGCUGCGACAGUAACGGAAGGCCGCCUCGGUGGACGCCGUGGACCUCGCAGAACCAAAAGCACGGAUGGAGGCACCACCUUCGUGCGUCGAGGAAGCACGGGCAACUUUACUUCCGACGUCGAGCACAAUUUGCAUAAAUCGUUGUCCAAAUUGCCUCGAGAUGCGCUGCCUUCUCACUCAUUUUCCGGUGGGGACACCAUUGUGUCCGAGUCGACAACAAGCCGUAGCAGUGGCGAGGGUGGUAAGAUCAAGCCAACCACGCGUCGUAAGAUGCCGCAGCGCUCCAAAUCGUCGCAAGACUUUGGUUCGAGCAUGACGUUCACUCGACGAACAACUCGCGAAAGAGGAGACAGUACAAAGGAAGGCCGAGCAACGAAACAACAUCGCUCGAACAGCUCCAAAGAUAUCCUUGGAAGGGCGGAAAGACGAGCAAUGGCUCACAAGUUAUUGGUGGAUUAA
Messenger RNA from Seminavis robusta, 4430 nucleotides. Lineage: Eukaryota; Bacillariophyta; Bacillariophyceae; Naviculales; Naviculaceae. The record is from the annotation of a GenBank genome assembly.